CGGCCUUGGUUUGAAGGUCUAGAUGCGCCAACAAAAAACGAGUCACGGUAUCGCGCAUGUCGGCGGUGCUCGAUGCCUCUUAUAUAAGACUGCCAGAGCUGCCCAGGGUGGUUGUAAUUUCGCAAUCCACGGAUCGCAAUGCGCGCGUCUCCCGCUGUCCAACUCGCCCGUGACAAACGUCGCGUCCAACGACAUUCGAUGCAACGCCAACUCCGGCCCCGUCGGCCGCAAGUGUGCCGUCAACGCCGGCUCGACGGUCACGGUCGAGAUGCACCAGCAGAACGGCGACCGGUCGUGCAGCAACGAGGCUAUCGGCGGAGCCCACUACGGCCCCGUGGCCGUCUACCUAAGCAAGGUCGACAACGCCGCAACCAGCGACGGCUCCGGUGGGUGGUUCAAGAUCUUUGAGGACUCGUGGGCCAAGAAGUCCGGCAGCGGGUCAGGCGAUGAUGACUACUGGGGAACCAAGGACCUCAACACCUGCUGCGGCAAGAUGAACGUCAAGAUCCCCUCCGACAUCGCCUCGGGAGACUACCUGCUCCGCGCCGAGGCGCUCGCCCUCCACGCCGCCGGAUCCUCGGGCGGUGGCCAGUUCUACAUCACGUGCUACCAAAUCACCGUCGCGGGCUCCGGGUCCGCCAGCCCUGCCACCGUGCGCUUCCCCGGCGCCUUUGCUCAGAACCACCCGGGCAUCCUAGUCAACAUUCACUCGGCCAUGUCGGGCUACAGCAUGCCCGGCCCGGCCGUGUACAGUGGCGGGACCACCAAGGCGGCCGGCAGCGCCUGCGCCGGCUGCGAGAGCACCUGUAAGGUCGGCAGCAGCCCGGUCGGCACCGCGCCCAGCACGCCGCAGCCGUCGAGCCCGGCGGGUGGGGGCGGUGGGGGCGGCGGCGGCGGUGGUAGUGGGUGCACGGUUGCCAAGUACCAGCAGUGUGGCGGUCAGGGCUACACGGGCUGCACUACAUGUGCCGCCGGUUCAACAUGCAAGGACGUGUCGCCUCCUUUCUACUCGCAAUGUAGCUAA
Messenger RNA from Pyricularia oryzae 70-15, 1024 nucleotides. RefSeq lists its product as uncharacterized. Lineage: Eukaryota; Fungi; Ascomycota; Sordariomycetes; Magnaporthales; Pyriculariaceae. The record is from RefSeq and is a predicted model, not a curated record. Gene Ontology annotation, cellular component: extracellular region. The transcript has 4 exons. Gene Ontology annotation, biological process: carbohydrate metabolic process. Gene Ontology annotation, molecular function: cellulose binding. Bases 23 to 1024 code for a protein of 333 amino acids.